GGGUCCCGCAGGCUCGCGGCUCGGCGCCAUGCUGGACAUGCUCACGGACCGGCUCUCCUCCAUGUGCCUGCUCCUCAACCUGGCCCUGCUCUACCCCACGGCCGCGCCCCUCUUCCAGCUCAGCAUGGCCCUGGACGUGGCCAGCCAUUGGCUGCACAUGCACUGCACCACCCUGGAGGGGGGGCGGAGCCACAAAGCAGUGGGGGGGACGACGCACCCCGUGCUGAGGCUGUACUACAGCUCCAAGGCGCUGCUGUUCCUGCUUUGUGCAGGCAAUGAGGGGUUCUAUGGGUGCCUUUACCUGCUGCACUUCGGGGAGGGGCCGGCCGUUUUGCCGGGGGGGCCGGGGCUGUUCCGGGCCAUGCUCUGGGUCACGGCCCCCUUGGCCCUGCUCAAAGGGGCCCUGAACCUGGUGCAGCUCGGGGGGGCGGCGCGGAGGCUGGCAGCGAUUGACCGGGCUGAGCGCGCCAAGGGGCAGUGAGA
Molecule: messenger RNA, 483 nt
Organism: Pezoporus occidentalis (night parrot)
Lineage: Eukaryota; Metazoa; Chordata; Aves; Psittaciformes; Psittacidae
Gene: CDIPT
Product: CDP-diacylglycerol--inositol 3-phosphatidyltransferase
Exons: 4
Coding region: 29-481 (150 amino acids)
Biological process (GO): phosphatidylinositol biosynthetic process
Cellular component (GO): Golgi apparatus
Molecular function (GO): CDP-diacylglycerol-inositol 3-phosphatidyltransferase activity
Source: RefSeq, a predicted model, not a curated record